Funneliformis caledonium is the source of this 228-nucleotide messenger RNA. The record is from the annotation of a GenBank genome assembly. NCBI's taxonomy places the organism in Eukaryota, Fungi, Glomeromycota, Glomeromycetes, Glomerales, Glomeraceae.
AUGCUCCAAGUUGGACAGGAAUGUGACUCCACCAUCUUGGCAACCAAAAAAAUAUUUGGACGUCGUAUAGAUGAUUCUCGAGCCACGUUAAAGUUUUUCAGACACAGAGGUGCUCCUUUUCAAUCUAUUACAGGAUUCGGUGACAUUCAUUGCAAUGGUCCUAUCAUUCAAAUCUAUCAAACAAACAUUCCUGCUGCUGCAAUGUUUCAAGGUUGUGCUACUAAUUAG